Molecule: messenger RNA, 466 nt
Organism: Pistacia vera
Lineage: Eukaryota; Viridiplantae; Streptophyta; Magnoliopsida; Sapindales; Anacardiaceae
Exons: 1
Coding region: 66-314 (82 amino acids)
Source: RefSeq, a predicted model, not a curated record
UUGUUCGUGUACCGAAUGCUAGAAGGGCCUUAGAAUCUCAGAGAGAGACUCCCAGAGCCAGAGAUAUGUGUGCAAGGUGGUCGGCGUCAUAUUUCCGAUGGCCGGACUUCGAAUUUUCUUUUUCGCCGUCGUUUUUCCGGUGGCCUGAGUUCGAUUUUUCUUAUUUCACAAGUGGGUGGAAUUUGCAUCAGAGUUUCAGAUGGUUCGAUUUCUCCAUUGAUGACUUGUUGUGGACGUUUGUUACUGUGUUCGAGUCUUUUCUUUUAGUCUCCAUGCUCUGUUAUUUCUUCUUGUUCUGUGGUUGUACCCUUUGAAAAAAAAAAAAAAAAAAAUGUAGUUCUUUUUUUAUUUUUCCCCCCCCUUAAAGAGUUCAUGUGUAUAUUAAACAUAUUCAGUGUAAUUUGCAGGCAUCUAACAGCUUGAUUGGUGAGUUUAUUCAAUUAUGAUGAGUGGUUUGAUUUUUUUA